Trifolium pratense (red clover) is the source of this 1281-nucleotide messenger RNA. RefSeq names its product protein DMR6-LIKE OXYGENASE 1-like. NCBI's taxonomy places the organism in Eukaryota, Viridiplantae, Streptophyta, Magnoliopsida, Fabales, Fabaceae. The record is from RefSeq and is a predicted model, not a curated record. Bases 132 to 1166 code for a protein of 344 amino acids. Gene Ontology annotation, molecular function: dioxygenase activity. The transcript is spliced from 3 exons.
GUCCACAUUCGUUGUACUUACUCUGAUCAUGUGUUAUAAACACGUGACAAGAAACAACAAAGAGCUCAGAAAAAUCUGUGUUCUUCACGUAUCUACAACAUUGCAUCUAUUGAAAGUGUGAGUAAUCAAACAUGGGAGACAUAGAUCCAUCUUUCAUACAAUCAACAGAACACCGUCCCAACUUAUCUACCUUCAUACAAGUUGAUGAAAUUCCAAUCAUUGAUUUCUCAGAAAGCAAGCAAGAAAAUCUCAUCUCAAAGAUUGGCAAAGCAUGUGAAGAGUGGGGGUUUUUUCAAGUAAUCAAUCAUGGUGUUCCUUCUGAAGUUAGCACAAAGGUUGAGAUUGAAGCCAAGAAGUUUUUUGAUCAAAGCUUAGAGGAAAAGAAGAAAGUGAAAAGAGAUGAAGCUAAUGCUAUGGGGUAUCAUGAUGCUGAACAUACUAAGAAUAUAAGGGAUUGGAAAGAGGUUUUUGAUUAUCUUGUUGAGAAUACUACACAAGUUCCUUCUUCUCAUGAGCCACAUGAUUUGGAGCUAAGGACUCUUACUAAUCAAUGGCCACAAUACCCUCCUCAUUUUAGGGAAACAAUGCAGGAGUAUGCUAGGGAAGUGGAAAAGCUAGCAUACAAGUUAUUGGAGUUGAUUUCAUUGAGCUUAGGCCUAACUGGUGACAAAUACCAUGACUGCUUCAAGAACCAACUAAGCAUGGUGAGGCUCAAUCACUAUCCACCAUGUCCUUCCCCUGAUUUGGCACUUGGCGUUGGUCGUCACAAAGAUUCUAGUGCUUUAACUGUCCUUGCACAAGAUGAUAUUGGCGGCUUACAAGUUAAGAGAAAAUCAGUUGGUGAUUGGAUUCCUGUUAAACCUACUCCUGGUGCAUUUAUCAUCAACGUGGGUGACAUUGUUCAGGUUUGGAGCAAUGACAAGUAUGAGAGUGUAGAACACAGGGUGGUAGUAAACACAGAGAAAGAAAGAUUUUCCAUUCCAUUCUUCUUUUUCCCAGGUCACCAUGUUAUGGUGAAGCCAGCAGAAGAGCUAGUGAAUGAGCAAAAUCCUGCAAAAUAUAAACCAUACAAUGUUGGUAAAUUCUAUGCUAAUAGAAACCGUAGUGAUUUCAACAAACGUGAGGUUGAGAAUAUCCAAAUUCAUCACUUCAAGAUCUUGGAUUAGCUAUAUAAAAUAUUAGCUCUUUUUUUUUUUUUUUUAAAGUCUUAGGCAUCCCCUUUCUAUGGAAAGGAACUCCGGUAAUUCGAGUUCGACCAAGUAAUAAAUAAAGUUUGACAAA